This is a messenger RNA of Strongyloides ratti, 1455 nucleotides long. Its product is annotated as Galactose oxidase/kelch, beta-propeller domain and Kelch-type beta propeller domain-containing protein. The record is from RefSeq and is a predicted model, not a curated record. Gene Ontology annotation, molecular function: protein binding. The transcript is spliced from 2 exons. NCBI's taxonomy places the organism in Eukaryota, Metazoa, Nematoda, Chromadorea, Rhabditida, Strongyloididae. Bases 1 to 1455 code for a protein of 484 amino acids.
AUGAAUGAAUAUCAAGAAAGGAUACGCAGUGAAACAAUUGGUGUAGAAAGAUAUAGUUUUCCAUAUAUGAUUAAAAGAUUUUCAUACUUAUAUAAACCAUAUUUAUUUACUGAUGAAAGAGAUAAAUUUUACAAUGAAUUUUUUAAAAAUUCUAAUAAUUAUAUAACUAAUGAAAUCUUAGAAUAUGAAGAAGUACAUUUAUUACGUAAAAAUAUACAAAAAAAACCAAUAAAAGAAAAUGUUAUGGAAAUUAUAAGUUUUAUUAAUUUAAGUAGAUUUGACAGUCUAUUUAUAAAAAAUAUUAUUUUUAAAAACAAUUACAUUAAUCAAUGUGAAUAUGCUUUAAUUGAGUUGUUUUUUAAAUUAUCAGAAAAAGUAGAUUUAAUCAAUAGUGAUGAUGAUAUAAAUAUUGAUGAUAUAUCUAUAUCGUCUAAUAUUUUUACAGUAAUAGAUCUUUUUAAAAUUUGUGGUAUAGAUGACAAUUAUGAUUAUUUUGAACCAUAUGAUGAUUCAACAGAAUGUUUAUUUUUUAAGAAACCACUUAAACCAGGAGAUCGUUUAUAUAUUUUUGGUGGUUUAGAUAAUGAUAACAAAUAUUUUAAUUAUUGUAUUAGAUGGAAUAUUCCUUAUAAUGUUAUAACAUUAUCUAAAGAAAUUUCAUUAAAUUUAUAUGGUGGUAAUUGUAUUGUAGAAGAAAUAAAAGGUAGAAAUGUUUAUUUAUUUGGUGGAUAUGAAAAGAAUGAAAGUGAUAUAAAUGUGUUGUCAAAUAAAAUUAUAAAAUAUGAUUUGGUUGAUGAAACUCUCGAAAAUAUAGAAACUAAUUUAAUGUGUAAACGUGUUAAUGUUGGUUUAUGUAAAGAAAAUGAUAAUUAUUUUAUAUAUGGAGGAUAUAAUGAACAUGAAGAUGUAUGUUGUGAAAUUGAAGAAAUAUCAUUCCCCAAUGAUUCAACUAAAAUUGAAAUUAAAAUAAUAGGAAAAGCUUCUUUUAGAAAAUUUGACAAAGUUGGAAAUGGAAUAAAAUGUGAAGAUUUUAUUUAUACUAUUGGAAAAAGAUUUAAUGAAAAUUAUCUUGUACAAAUUAAUUUUAAUGUAGAUGAUAGUAAAUGGAAAAUAUUUAAACUUCCAAAUUUAUUUUUUGAUUCUAAAUUAAUUCCACACAAAAAUUUAAUUAUUUGUACAGGGGGAACAAAUAUAUAUGGAGAGAUACAAAAAACUGCUUUUAUGGUAAAUGUUGAUAAUGGAAAUAUUAUAACUCUUCCUGAAAUGAAUUGUAAACGAAGAGAACAUGGAAUAUUUAUAUUUAAUGAUUAUUUAUAUGUUUUUGGUGGGUCAACUGAAGAGAAUAUGUCUUGGGAAAGAAUAUUUAUAAAAUCUCCUGAUCAAUGGAAGAUAUGUUACUUUGAAGGUCUUAAAAACAUAAGAAAUUUUUGUUUUACAACUUUAAUUAAAAGUUAA